Molecule: messenger RNA, 1201 nt
Organism: Lucilia sericata (common green bottle fly)
Lineage: Eukaryota; Metazoa; Arthropoda; Insecta; Diptera; Calliphoridae
Product: mitochondrial pyruvate carrier 2-like
Exons: 5
Coding region: 135-626 (163 amino acids)
Biological process (GO): pyruvate import into mitochondria
Cellular component (GO): mitochondrial inner membrane
Molecular function (GO): pyruvate transmembrane transporter activity
Source: RefSeq, a predicted model, not a curated record
UGACGUUUAACGAGUCAACGUAAUUUCAACAAUAAACAACAACUGCUAGCGAGUUAGUUUUGGUUGGUGGUACCACAUAUCAAAAGAUUUUUCCUUAAAUUUGACAAAUACAAAAAUUAAAGACAACUUUACAAAUGGCUUCUACGGCAGUACCACCUUCAGCUCCUCCACCACCAACACCACCAGCUGCUCCAGCUAAAGUAGGUUUACCUUCAAAAAUUUACAAUGGCUUAAUAGGUGCCGUUGACAAACAUGUGCCUGCUAAAUUACGUCCUUUAUGGAAUCAUCCAGCUGGUAAGUCCCAAACUGUAUUCUUUUGGUCACCUAUGUUCAAAUGGGGUCUUGUUGUGGCCGGCUUAAGUGAUUUGGCACGUCCCGCCGAAACUCUAUCAGUUUCACAAUGUGGUGCCUUAGCUGCGACCGGCAUAAUCUGGUCGCGUUACUCUUUAGUGAUUAUACCCAAAAAUUGGGGUCUAUUUUCGGUGAAUUUAUUUGUGGCCAUGGUACAAUCCGUACAAUUGGGACGUGCCUAUUUGUAUCAAAAGGAAAAAUCUGAAAAAGAAGCGGCAGCAGCAGCAGCAGCUGCUUCACCCAAUACACCCGCCUUAGAAGCUGCUAAAAAAUAAAUUAGUGAAAUUUUAUUUUUCUAACAAAACCAUAUGGAAUUUAGUUUGUAUGUAGUGUGAAAGGAAGAAACGUCGAGUCGAGGUGCUAAAACGUAAAGUAAAUAAACGUUUUUAAAGUGAUAUUUUAAAUAUUUACAUUAGAAAACACGUUUUUAACUUCUCUCCUCAAAUCAACUUGAUAAGUUUAUUAACAAAAUAGCACAAUUUUUGUUUUUUAUAUAUAUUUUAUAUAUAUAAAAGAAAUCUGUAAUAAUUAAGUUAUCCAUUAGUUAUUAAUUGUACAAUCUCCUUUUUUUUUUGUUUAUUUUUGUAAUUUUCUUUUUAUUUUAUCCACCAAAAGAUGCCUCUAUUGACCAUUCUUGUUCAAAGAACUAAUUAUUAUAAAUAUGUAAAUUGUUUAUCUUUAAGGGGAGAUUCUUAUUUGGGAUUAACAAACAAAAAAAAAAAACAAAUCGAUAAUAAGUUUAAAGAUGUAGUAGGUUUAAACAAAACAAAUUAACAAAUUAUUUAAAUAACAAUUUAAUUGUGUUUUAAAAUAAAAAGGCUGUAAAAAGUUUUAACAAAAAAAAAAAAUA